Messenger RNA from Mycena citricolor, 2919 nucleotides. NCBI's taxonomy places the organism in Eukaryota, Fungi, Basidiomycota, Agaricomycetes, Agaricales, Mycenaceae. The record is from the annotation of a GenBank genome assembly.
CAGCACUGCAGGUAAUCACUCCCUUCCAUCGAUCGUCCUGCUGCAUGUUUGCCAUGAAAUUGUACGCGCCCCGGAUUUUGAAGGAGAAAACGUCAUGUACGUCCUCCCGUUUUAACCAGAUUUCGUUCCCGAGUUUGGUGGACAGGUUCCGGGCAUGCACCAGCGGGGUUUCUUUUACAAUGUCGUAGACCUUCGACGUCAGUAUAAGUCGCAAGUAGUCGGGUUCAUCGGACAACAUCGGAUGGACAAUAUUGGAAUGAGUAGAUGAUUUGAAGAGCGCUGGUGAGCUCGUGUUUUGCAUGAUGGUAAUAAAUAGGGAUAAUUUGCUGCGAGAGACGGAUCAAUAUUCCAGUGCGGCGUGAUCGAUCAUUAGGCUGGCGUAGCACGUGACGCUUUUCGAUCCCAAGGCCUGAGGCCGGACUUGGAGGGUGUCGUAGUUGUUGUUUCUGGCCACCACAUCACAUCUGGCCCUCGCACCAUUAUCAUGGCUCCUCAAUCCCCCACGUCCCGCCGGCGCUCAAAUCGUCCAUUCUCAUCACCCGCGGUUUCGAAGUCUCCAGACUCCGAACCUAGGGACUCACGCCCCAAGCGUCUCAAGCAGGAGGACAUCGAUGCACCUGUCGAUGCUGCCUCUUCGACCAGCUCCGCCUCCAAUGGGAGAUCGGUGAAGCGGAAGUCGAGCACCCGGGACAAGGACAAGGACAAGUUCGACAAGGACCGCAUGCGCUCCGACGAUGCCCCCAUGGACGACUCUGUGGAUGGUGUACAAGGCGCAGCCGAAGAGGAGGAUAAUGGAGUUACGCGAUGCAUUUGCGGUAGAGAGGACGACCCAGACGCGGGAGAGUUUAUGGUGCAGUGCGAGACGUGCAAAGUCUGGCAACACGGCCUUUGCAUGGGCUACGACUCCGAAGCUCAGCUUCACGACGAUGACUACUACUGUGAGCAAUGUCGGCCAGACUUUCAUAGCGACCAUCUUCGGAAGUCACGUCGAAAGCCCCGCCAAUCCUCAGCUGCAUCCCAUAAUGCUCCUGCUCGCCAAUCUCGCUCUCACUCCCCCUCCCUUCACAAGCAGCCUUCCAAACGGCGCAACACUAUGAACAGUCGCGAUGCCGCAUUCGACGAGAACCUGAAGGAGAUUCUCGAAACGACCGCUGCUGAAGCCGGGACGAUUCCUGAAUCGGCCUCCGUUGGCAGCGCCAUGGUUCAAGGGGAUGCAGAAGAAGACAUGGAGAAUGGGGUGUCUAACCGAAAGAAACGAAAGCGGAUUGAAGAUGACGCACCGGUUAAAAAGAGGACGAGAUCAGCCUCCGAGGUCUCUGAUCACAGAGUGGCAUCGGCUGUGCCACGGGACGAAUCACCACCACCUGCUCCCAUUUCUAAAGCGAUGUCGGCUCCGAAAUCCAAUGCACGUCGUCGCGGUGGGCGGAAAGCAGUCGUUCAAGAGCUCCCAGUCGUGUCGAUGGAAGGCGAAGAGGCUAUGCUGGUUCAGCCAACGAAACGCGGUGGACGCGCCAAGGGCGCGAGUGCUGGAAAGCGGGGCACGACAACAGCAGCCGUUGCCAGUGCUGGGAACGGUGACGCUCGCAGAGGACAUGUCACUGCUGUGACACCUGUCAAUGAGGCUUCGCGUGCUUAUCGCAACUCUCAUGCGUUCGCGGUGUCGCAGCAGCCUAUGUUCACCUCGUGGGGUCUGCCCGACUACCUUGCGCAUCUGGAGGCGAUUCUCCCAACAAAUGCGCCUCAACCUUUGGAAGUCAUGGCCGGUGGCGGAUCGGCCGCGAGCCGCGCAGGCAGUUUGGAACGGACCAUGGAGAGAGGUGUCAAGGUCAAAUGGCCUGCCAAGCGGAUGAGUGUCGGCGAUAUGAACAAGCGCGUCCGGGCUCUCGUCGAAUGGGUUGGGCGAGAACAGGUCAGCGCAUCAGAUCGCGCGAAACGCAAAGAAGCUCUGGAGAAGGCAUUGGAAGACGGAAUGAACAAGUAUCCUGGCAGCGCCGAAAAUGGACUUGCUCCGAACAACUCGAUGGCUCUGGACUCGUCCACAAAAAACAUGGCCAUCCCAAAGUGCGACCCCACGCAAGCCUCAAAUGCGAUGAAAAUGAUGGAGGAACUAAUGGAGGAGCUGAUCAAAUUUCAGGAGCGCUUUGGACCGGGUGCCAGGCGGAGAGUAGGAUGAACCAUGAUACACACAUACCGUCUCGCCGAUUCUUUAUUGACCUCGUUUAUUAUCGUUGUACUAGCAGCUUUCUGUAUUUUUUGCAUACAUAAUGUUUACUCCCUCUUGAUACCAUACCACUACCUUCAAUGCUAUGGCUGCUGCUUCUAGUCUGCUUACUCGCGUACCGCAUCGCUCGGGUUUUCGUUAGAAGACAACAUUCUUCAGGUCACAGGCAGACCAAAGCCGUCGCCGUAUUCCUUGGCUCAGGCGGACACACGGGCGAAGCUUUGGCCAUGCUUUCUGCGCUGGACUUUGCUCGCUAUACGCCGAGAACAUAUCUCGUCAGCGAAGGAGAUGUUUUUAGUUCCCAGAAGGCUAUAGACCUUGAACUUGUGAAAGCAACUGCUGCAUGUCCCCCUCAAUACUCAAUCAUCACUAUUCCUCGAGCGCGGCGUGUUCACCAACCCCUCAUUACAACGCCUCCGACUGCUUUGUACUCGUUGCUCUUUUGCAUCUAUCAUAUAACCUGGGCACAAGUAGCUGGUCUCUCUCAAUCCCAAAGUCGAUUUGCCGACGUGCUCAUCUUAAACGGGCCCGGAACGUGCUGCGUUUUGUGUUUCGCAGUGCUUCUCAACAAGUUUCUGGGACUGGCAGCACCCCAGACACUUUAUGUCGAAUCCUUUGCCCGUGUGCAGUCGCUUUCAUUGUCCGGUUCACUUCUAUACCCAUUUGUGGACAGAUUCAUAGUCCAAUGGCCAGAACUG